Molecule: messenger RNA, 1473 nt
Organism: Nicotiana tabacum (common tobacco)
Lineage: Eukaryota; Viridiplantae; Streptophyta; Magnoliopsida; Solanales; Solanaceae
Product: putative beta-1,3-galactosyltransferase 14
Cellular component (GO): Golgi membrane
Molecular function (GO): galactosyltransferase activity
Source: RefSeq, a predicted model, not a curated record
GAUAACCAUUUUAUUUUCAAAUUAACUUCUAAAUUUCAAUUCUCAAAAAAAAAUCCUUUACCUCAAAAUGCCUUCAUAUCCAAAAAAUUUCACGGCCCGAACAUCCUCCUCGUACUACUUCCCCAACUCCCGCAGAUCAACAAUCUUAAUCCUAUGUUUUCUUCUCAUUUUUACUGGCUUUUUUUCUGGGUUUAUUGUAAUUUUGAGGCGGGGUUUAGGAUACAACUGUAAAUAUGCUAAGCCCAGAUCUGUUUCUGUUCUUUGGGAUGGAACUUUGAGUGAAGGAAAUGGGCUUUCUGAUGGAGAAUAUAAGAGGCAAAAAGUUAUGGGUUUUGUUGGAAUUCAGACCGGGUUUGGAUCGGUUGCUCGCCGGCGGUCGUUAAGGCAGACUUGGUUCCCCUCUGAUCACCGAGGGCUUCAAAAGUUAGAAGAAUCCACUGGCUUGGCUUUUAGAUUUGUUAUUGGUAAAACGAGUGAUAAGUCCAAGAUGUCAGCGCUCAGGAGAGAGGUAGCAGAAUAUGAUGAUUUUGUGCUAUUAGAUAUUGAAGAAGAGUACAGUAAGCUCCCAUACAAAACCUUAGCUUUCUUCAAAGCAGCCUAUGCACUUUACGAUUCCGAGUUCUACGUCAAAGCUGAUGAUGACAUAUAUUUACGGCCAGAUCGGCUUUCACUGCUCUUGGCCAAAGAGAGGUCUCACUCACAGACAUACGUUGGUUGCAUGAAAAAGGGUCCAGUUUUUACUGACCCCAAGCUCAAAUGGUAUGAACCACUUUCAUCUAUUCUGGGGAAGGAGUAUUUUCUGCAUGCUUAUGGUCCUAUUUAUGCUCUCUCUGCUGAUGUCGUUGCAAGUUUGGUUGCCCUGAGGAACAACAGUUUCCGAAUGUUUAGCAAUGAGGACGUCACCAUUGGUGCCUGGAUGCUUGCAAUGAACGUCAAUCAUGAGAAUAAUAAGCAACUAUGUGAACCAGAGUGUACACCUUCUUCUAUUGCCGUGUGGGAUAUUCCAAAGUGUUCAGGUCUGUGUAAUCCCGAGAAGAAAAUGUUGGAACUUCAUGCAAACGACAUCUGCUCGAAAAGUCCCACUCUACCAUCAGAUGAUGAAUAGAUCCAUCCGCUUUUUCUCGGACUAAUGAGCUUAGUCAAUGUUUACCGCUGGAUUUUAGUUUCCACUGAAAGUCAUUUAUUCAUUUUGUAAGCUGCUUAUGAGGUACACAAAGAAAAAAGGGGCAGUCUGGUGCACACGGCAUCCAGCGUUCAUGCAGGAUCCGGGGAAGGGCCACUGCUUAUGAGGUAGAUAUAAGAAAAAAAAAAUUUCCACCGAUGUUGCACAAAACUUAUAUGGAGUUACAUGGACAGUGAUCGAUGAUUCAUAUAGUCAACCCCUUUGCUUGGGAUUGAGGCGUAGUGUUGUUGUAAUACUGCUGCACAAAGUGAUCAGAAUUUUGAUAGUAAAGGAGAUUCUCUAUUUGUUAC